Molecule: messenger RNA, 1771 nt
Organism: Aspergillus caelatus
Lineage: Eukaryota; Fungi; Ascomycota; Eurotiomycetes; Eurotiales; Aspergillaceae
Exons: 4
Coding region: 385-1731 (448 amino acids)
Cellular component (GO): extracellular region
Source: RefSeq, a predicted model, not a curated record
CGUCCAACCAACAGCCUCGGUUCAGUCGCAAGCCGCUUUCCAUGUAACCCAAGAACCACAUGAAGAUUAGCAUAUUAUUCAGAACAAAUGAGUGGCGUUUACCAAGACUCUCAGCUUAUCUGUGCGUGAGUGAAGAAGGUUUAUUAAAGUUUGUUUGCGGUUUAUACCGCCGCAAUACCCACGAUCAUGGUGCUUUAUCUACUGCGAUAAAUGGCAGAUUUUUGAGAGACUUGGCGAAAGUGAGGGGAGUCUCAUGUCCUUGGCGGUGAUUUUGGCGAGCGAUACUUUGGCAUCUGGGACAUAUAAGAGUGUCAGGAUGGAGAGAGCAGCAGGAAUCAGCAGAUCAGCACUACUCCUUUACCUCUCUCCCGAGCGACGUACAUCAUGAAAUCAUCAUUUAUCUCCCUCCUGUCCCUGGCUUGUCUCGUGGUGGCCUCCCGCGAGGGCGCUCCGGUCAUGAGCCAUCUAAUGUCUAUUAAAACGGAACAUCGCGAGCGAGCCCGGGCCCAGGGUCUAUUCAGACCCAACAAUUACAUUGACCUUGGAAAGACGCCUUGCGUGGAUGGCAAAGCCGGGGAAUAUUCCUGUGAGAACGUUGAUCUCCUUGGCUUCCUGAGUCAUCAGGCUAUGGGCAGUACGACUCGGGAGGGAAAUGAUAUCUGGGGAUGGACAUCGGCCGAUGGCCGUGAAUUUGGCGUCAUUGGCCAAACGGACGGAACGGCGUUUGUAGAAGUUCUAGACGAUGGCAGUCUGCAGUAUGUUGGUCGUCUACCAACGCAGACAACGGCGACUAUUUGGCGCGAUAUGAAGGUGAUCGGAGAUCAUGCGUAUAUCGGGUCGGAGUCACCUGGACAUGGACUUCAGAUCUUUGACUUGAAGAAGCUUCUCGACACGGACAUCAAUAACCCGACCAAUUUCUCGACAGCAGAAGACCUAACGGCUUGGUACAGCGAUUUUGGUAGCUCGCACAAUAUUGUCGCGCAUGAGGAAACCAACAUGAUCUUCGCUGUCGGCACGGCUAGGAACCAAUCCUGCGCUGGCGGCCUGUGGAUGAUCGAUGUAUCUGAUCCGGCGAACCCGACAUCGCCCGGAUGUGUCAGCGAAGACGGUUACGUGCACGAUGCACAAUGCGUGAUCUACACCGGCCCCGACAAAAAAUAUACCAACCGUGAGAUCUGCUUCAACUACAACGAAGACACCCUCACCAUCGUCGAUAUAACAGACAGGGCAUUGCCAAUCCAGAUCUCCAAAACCCCCUAUGUUGGAGCAAGCUACACGCAUCAAGGCUGGGUAGCAGUCUCCGACAUGUCCUACCUCCUCCUGGACGAUGAACUGGACGAACAAGAGGGAACAGGUGAAGCCGCUAACGGACACACAACGACCUAUAUCUUCGACAUUAAGGAUCUAGCGAACCCGAAACACACGGGAACCUACCAAUCUCCCGUGCGAUCAAUUGACCAUAACCAGUAUGUUAUCGAUGGGUUGACAUACCAAGCUAACUACGGGAGCGGACUGCGCAUCGUCGAUGUUAGCUCUAUUAAGGAAGAUCCGACCGGCAAGGGUUUCAAACAGGUUGGUUUCUUUGACUGCCACCCUGAAGAUGAUGCCCAAGGUGGGGAGGUUGAGUUUGUGGGUGCUUGGAGUGUUUAUCCUUAUUUCCCGAGCGGAAAUAUUUUGUUGAAUAGUAUUGAAAGGGGUGUUUAUUCGUUGAAGUAUACUGGAAAGGCUUGAUCGUAUACGGUCUCAUGUAUAUGAAACAGAAGAGAGCGGG